AUGAUCGUUAGUAUACUCCCCGUCGUCGCCGGUGUAAAGGAUGCGGAGGAGAUAAUGAUGUUGACGACACGGACAUAUAAACCAUCAGAUGCCCAUCCCCAGAAAUAUCCAUCAGACGUCCAUCCCCUGAAAUAUCCAUCAGACGUCCAUCCCCUGAAAUAUCCAUCAGAUGCCCAUCCCCUGAAAUAUCCACCAGACGUCCAUCCCCUGAAAUAUCCAUCAGACAUCCAUCCCCUGAAAUAUCCAUCAGACGUCCAUCCCCUGAAAUAUCCAUCAGACGUCCAGCCCCUGAAAUAUCCACCAGACGUCCGUCCCCUGAAAUAUCCAUCAGACGUCCAUCCCCUGAAAUAUUCAUCAGUCGUCCAGCCCCUGAAAUAUCCAUCAGAUGCCCAUCCCCUGAAAUAUCCACCAGACGUCCAUCCCCUGAAAUAUCCAUCAGUCGUCCAGCCCCUAAAAUAUCCAUCAGACGUCCAUCCCCUGAAAUAUCCAUCAGUCGUCCAGCCCCUGAAAUAUCCAUCAGAUGCCCAGCCCCUGAAAUAUCCACGAGACGUCCAGCCCCUGAAAUAUCCAUCAGACGUCCAUCCCCUGAAAUAUCCAUCAGACGUCCAUCCCCUGAAAUAUCCAUCAGUCGUUCAGCCCCAGAAAUAUCCAUCAGAUUCCCAUCCCCUGAAAUAUCCACCAGACGUCCAGCCCCUGAAAUAUCCAUCAGAUGCCCAUCCCCUGAAAUAUCCAUCAGACGUCCAUCCCCUGAAAUAUCCAUCAGACGUCCAUCCCCUGAAAUAUCCACCAGACGUCCAUCCCCUGAAAUAUCCAUCAGACGUCCAUCCCCUGAAAUAUCCAUCAGACGUCCAUCCCCUGAAAUAUCCAUCAGACGUCCAUCCCCUGAAAUGUCCAUCAAACGUCCAUCCCCUGAAAUGUCCAUCAGAUGUCUAUCCCCUGAAAUAUCCAUCAGACGUCCACCCCCUGAAAUAUCCAUCAGAUGCCCAGCCCCUGGAAUAUCCACCAGACGUCCAGCCCCUGAAAUAUCCAUCAGACGUCCAUCCCCAGAAAUAUACAUCAAACGUCCAUCCCCUGAAAUAUCCAUCAGACGUCCAUCCCCUGAAAUAUCCAUCAGAUGCCCAGCCCCUGAAAUAUCCACCAGACGUCCAUCCCCUGAAAUAUCCAUCAGUCGUCCAGCCCCUGAAAUAUCCAUCAGAUGCCCAUCCCCUGAAAUAUCCACCAGACGUCCAUCCCCUGAAAUAUCCAUCAGUCGUCCAGCCCCUAAAAUAUCCAUCAGACGUCCAUCCCCUGAAAUAUCCAUCAGUCGUCCAGCCCCUGAAAUAUCCACCAGACGUCCAGCCCCUGAAAUAUCCAUCAGACACGUCCAGCCCCUGA
This is a messenger RNA of Haliotis rufescens (red abalone), 1374 nucleotides long. Its product is annotated as histone-lysine N-methyltransferase 2D-like. The transcript is spliced from 3 exons. The record is from RefSeq and is a predicted model, not a curated record. Bases 1 to 1374 code for a protein of 457 amino acids. NCBI's taxonomy places the organism in Eukaryota, Metazoa, Mollusca, Gastropoda, Lepetellida, Haliotidae.